This is a messenger RNA of Melospiza melodia melodia, 903 nucleotides long. RefSeq names its product immunoglobulin kappa light chain-like. The record is from RefSeq and is a predicted model, not a curated record. Gene Ontology annotation, biological process: immunoglobulin production; immune response. Bases 1 to 903 code for a protein of 300 amino acids. NCBI's taxonomy places the organism in Eukaryota, Metazoa, Chordata, Aves, Passeriformes, Passerellidae. The transcript has 5 exons.
AUGUCAGCCCAUGUGGGAGGGACUGUCAGGAUCACCUGCUCUGGAGCUAGCAACAACUGGUAUGGCUGGUUCCAGCAGAAGGUCCCUGGCACUGCCCCUGUCACUGUGAUCUACGAUAAUACCAACAGACCCUCGGGCAUCCCUUCGCGAUUCUCCGGAUCCCAGUCCGGCUCCACGGGCACGUUAACCAUCACUGGGGUCCAAGCCGAGGACGAGGCUGUCUAUUUCUGUGGUAGCUAUGAUGGCAGUGUUGCCCAGGCUUUUGGUUAUGCUAUUGUGGCCUUUGGUUUACCAGGUCUUGUCUUCAAUUCUGUCCUCGUGCCGCAUCUCAUCUGGUGGCCAUACCUCUUCUCUCUUACCUCUCCCUCUCCAGGUUCCCUGGUCCAAGCAGCAGCAGUGACUCAGCCAUCCUCAGUAUCAGCCAAGGUGGGAGACACCAUCAGGAUCACCUGCUCUGGGCAUAAGAGCCACCAUAGCUGGUACCAGCAGAAGGUCCCUGGCACUGGCCCUGUCACUGUGAUCUACUGGAAGGACCAUAGACCUUCAGGCAUUCCUUCACGAUUCUCCAGCUCUGGGGGCACCUCCACGGGCACGUUAACCAUCACUGGGGUCCAAGCCGAGGACGAGGCUGUCUAUUUCUGUGGUAGCAAGGACAGCAGCACACAGAACACCUCGAUCUGCUGCAGGGGCAGCAACAAUGCUUAUGGCUGGUACCAGCAGAAGGUCCCUGGCACUGGCCCUGUCACUGUGAUCUACAACAGUAACAGCAGACCCUCGGGCAUCCCUUCGCGAUUCUCCGGAUCCACAUCCGGCUCCACGAACACGUUAACCAUCACUGGGGUCCAAGCCGAGGACGAGGCUGUCUAUUUCUGUGGUGGUGAGGACAGCAGCAGCAGUGCUUAG